AUGAGGAGUGCUCUGCAGGCUGUGGCCCUCUGGGGAAGAAAAGCUCCUCCCCACAGCAUCACAGCCAUCAUGAUCACAGACGACCAGCAAACCAUAGUGACCGGCAGUCAGGAGGGUCAGCUCUGUCUCUGGAGUCUCUCACCUGACCUGAAGAUUUCAGCUAAAGAACUUCUUUUUGGACAUUCAGCCUCAGUGACAUGCUUGGCAAGAGCGAGAGACUUCUCCAAACAGCCCUAUGUUGUGAGUGCUGCUGAGAACGGGGAGAUGUACCUGUGGAAUGUGAGCAGCGGUCAGUGUGUGGAGAAAACCACCCUUCCUUACAGGCACACUGCAAUCUGUUACUACCACUGCUCCUUCCGGAUGACCGGCCAAGGCUGGCUGCUGUGCUGUGGGGAAUACCGAGACGUCCUCAUCCUCGAUGCUGGGACGCUGGCUUUCCUGCACACCUUUUCCUCCUCACAGUCCCCCGACUGGAUGAAGUGCAUGUGCAUUGUUCACUCUGUGAGAAUUCAAGAGGAUUCGCUCUUGGUUGUAUCUGUAACUGGCGAGCUCAAAGUCUGGGACCUCUCCUCGUCCAUCAACAGCAUCCAGGAAAAGCAAGAUGUCUAUGAAAAAGAAUCGAAGUUUCUUGAUUCCUUGAACUGUCAGACGAUACGAUUUUGUACAUACACAGAGAGACUCCUGUUGGUGGUAUUUUCUAAAUGUUGGAAGGUUUAUGACUAUUGUGACUUUUCCCUUCUGUGGACUGAAGUUAGCAGAGAUGGACAGUUCUUUGCUGGUGGGGAAGUGCUUGCUGCGCACAGGAUCCUUGUUUGGACAGAGGACGGUCACAGUUACAUCUAUCAGCUGCUGAACAGGUGGGCUCAGAUGGGAGCGGCGUUCAGAACAUUCAGUCGGCUUUCCAAAUGCAUAUGCCCUGCCGAUGGCGGAGUCCUCAAGGAGAACAUCUACCCUCACUUACUGUGCUCCACGACUGUGGAGGAAAACAAGAGCCUGCAUUUUGUCAUGGGCUACAUGAAUGAACGGAAGGAGCCUUUUUACAAGGUACUUUUCUCUGGAGAAGUCUCAGGAAGAAUUACAUUGUGGCAUAUCCCAGAUGUCCCCAUAUCUAAGUUUGAUGGUUCUCCUAGAGAAAUCCCAAUGACCACCACCUGGACUCUCCAGGACAAUUUCGAUAAGCAUCAAACGGUGUCCCAGAGCAUUGCAGACCAUUUCCCUGGGUCCAGAGAUGAGAUGGGAAUGACAGCAACCAUCACCUCCUCAGAGUACAUUCCAAAUCUUGAUAAGCUCGUCUGUGGCUGUGAGGAUGGGACCAUUUUCAUCACGAAGGCUCUGAAUGCUGCCAAAGCAGGACUUCUAGAAGGGGACUCUUUAUGGAAAGAUCCCCCCUGUCAUACGCUUCUCAGAGGCCAUCACCAGAGUGUGACUUCAUUGCUUUACCCUCACGGUCUUGCUUCAAAAUUAGACGAAAGCUGGAUGGUGUCUGGGGAUCAAGGCUCCUGUGUGAUCCUGUGGGAUAUUUUUAGGGAAGAAAUUCUACACACGUUCUUUUUGGAAGCUGGUCCAGUAACAAGACUCUUGAUGCCACCAGAGAACCUGAAAGUAAGUGACGAGCAGAUACUCUGCUGUGUGUGUGGCGACCACUCUGUGGCUCUCCUUCAACUGGAAGGGAGACAGUGCCUCCUGCGAGCCCGGAAGCACCUCUUUCCUGUGAGGACCGUCCGAUGGCACCCAGUGGAGAACUUUCUAAUCGUCGGUUGUGCAGAUGACUCUGUCUACAUCUGGGAGAUUGAAACAGGCACUUUGGAAAGGCAUGAAACAGGAGAAAGAGCAAGGAUUAUUCUUAACCGUGGUGAUAACUUGCCGCUUGUCAGAGCUGAGCCUACACUGUCAGUGGCCUCAGAGACACACAAGCACAAAGGUGCAGAGCAGAGGUCCUCCAGUUCCCACCAGUCUGGGCUGGUGCCCUGCCCUGGUCUGCAGCUGGAGUCUUCAUGUAAGGUUGCUGAUGCUACAUCAGUCCCAAGACCUUUCAAUGUCUUGCCUGUGAAAACAAAAUGGAGUCACAUUGGCUUCCAUGUUCUGCUGUUUGAUCUGGAAAACCUUGUGGAACUACUGCUGCCCACUCCCAUCAGUGAUGUUGAUCAUUCUGGAUCAUUCUAUGGAAGUGACAUCUUGAGGAGAGCCAAGAGCACAGUAGAGAAGAAAACAUUGACAAUAAGAAGAAACAAAGCCUCAUGUAGCUCUCUCCAGGCCGAGGCACAAGCCAAGUCCAGUGGGGACAGCUUGCCCCUUGGGGAUAAUGCCAGUAAACUUCCAGAGGAGAGUGACAGCAUUAAAAGACAGAAGAAAAUGAAGAGCUCCAAGAAGACACGCCCUAAACCAUCCAGAAAGGUGGAUUCCAGCCUCAUAAUAGACAUGGCGAAAUUGUUUCUGUCUUGUGUUUUGCCGUGGGGAGUGGAUAAAGAGUUAGACAGCCUGUGUACCAGGCAUCUCAGCAUCUUAAAGCUACAGGGUCCUGUGUCUUUGGGACUCGCUUCAAACGAAGACCUCUUCUCCCUGAUGCUACCCGGGUGGGAUGCAUGCAGUUCUGAAAUGAAGGAGUACUCAGGAGUAAACCUGUUCUCCAGAAAAGUUCUGGAGUUGUCAAAUAAAUACACAGCCACACUUCCGAACCAGACUGGAAUUCCCAGAGGCCUAGAGAAUCACUGUGAUGCUUUGCAGCAAUCAGAUACUAUAGCGUAUUUACUGAGCAGACUCUUUUUAGUUAAUAAGUUAGUAAACAUGCCUCUGGAUUUGUCCUGCGAAAUCGACAGACCCUUCAAAAUGGAAUCUGUUCACAACAAGGGGAAAUUUCCUGGAAGUGAUAUUUUAAGUAUGUCAAGCUUCUAUGGUCACCUAAAAAAUGGUAGGAAUGAGUACCACACACCCGAGGCUGACAUCUCACUUCUGAAGCUAAUCUCCUGCUGGAGAGACCAGGCUGUACAGGUAACUGAAGCAAUACAAGCUGUCCUCCUGGCUGAAGUUCAACAGCACCUGAAGAGUUUGAGGGACACACCCAUCAGCAGCCAACCAGCCCCGGUGGCACAGCACACCAUCUGUAAGAGGAUGCAGAUCUCCUCGAAGGUGGGGUGGACUGAAGAGAUAGAGCUACCGUAUGUGGGAACCUCUUCCCCUCUGAAAACUUCAGUCAGUCCGGUCAAGCAUGGCACCGACUUGAACUCGGCAAACUUCCAAGAUACCGAGGACAUUCUUGACAGAUGUGCCUUGGAAGAGUCGGAGAGUGCAGGUCAGCCUCGGCAUCGUCCAUGGAUAGCGAAGGUGUGCUCCUGCAGGAUGUGCUAGACGGAGUCUUGAAAAUGG
This is a messenger RNA of Microtus ochrogaster (prairie vole), 3363 nucleotides long. It is a transcript of the gene Wdr72, whose product is annotated as WD repeat domain 72. Gene Ontology annotation, biological process: protein localization to plasma membrane. Gene Ontology annotation, molecular function: protein binding. Gene Ontology annotation, cellular component: cytoplasm. Lineage: Eukaryota; Metazoa; Chordata; Mammalia; Rodentia; Cricetidae. The record is from RefSeq and is a predicted model, not a curated record.